UGUCCGGAUCUUUACCUGACCAGAACAAGCAACAUACGGUCCAGAGAGUUUGUUCAAGCGGAGAACGGGACACUACACAUCCUUUAACUGACAUAAAGACACACUUGAAGGUUUCAUAUGGACUCAUUGUGAACUGGGAUUAAGUCAAAUUUAUUAUCGAUUGGAAUUAUAACUUUCAGGAAAGGUAGGCUACAGUAUUUUAUUCUGUCAUUUGUGUUAUUUAUUCUGUUCUCUACAAGUUUGCAAAAAAAAAAAAAAAAAAAAAAAAAAAAAAAAAUACAAUAAAAUAAAAAAUCCGUGUAACAUGAAGUUAUGCUUGGGUGGUCAGUCAAGUCGUCCAUUCAUUCAUUUAAAAACUGACUGUUAGCUUUAUAUGGAGUCACUUUUGCCGUUAUAUCACGACUUAUACAUGUUAAUUAAAAUGCAUUUGAACAUUCUGGCCAUUUAUUACCAUCAUACUUUAUUAUUUGCAUCACUUCAAGUCGAUAUCGAGAAAAUAAUAUUCAAUAUUGGUACCUUUCGUAGGUGUCACGGAAGUAUCCGAAGUUUCCAUGACUACUAUACUAGAGAAUUAUCGCGUGAACAGUUGAGAUGAUAGUACCAAAACCUCCAAAAAUAUGGAGUUAUCAAUCCUUCACAUCACUGAUGCUGACUAUAUACACUAGGCAAUAUUAUCUGUAUUCACAUUCAUUGCAAUGCAUUUCCUACUGGACCAACCAGGGACCGGCAAAUCUAAUUAUGAGACACUGGAGAACUGGCAACUCUAUGGAACAAGAUAAGAGAUUUUCAAUUGUAAAAAUGUAAAAAUGUAAAAUUGAGAGAGAGAGAGAGAGAGAGAGAGAGAGAGAGAGAGAGAGAGAGAGAGAGAGAGAGAGAGCAUCGUGCGCGUUUGAAUGGAUGACUGGUUGGUUAGCCUAUAAUACAUGAAAGCCUCAUUUAUAUAAAAACUUAAGUAGCUUCGAUUUAGUCUAGCAAGAAUGAUGUUGCCCGUUAGACUUGUUUUUAAUGACGAGAAUUGGUAGGUUUCCAUGUUGUCGUAAUGAGGAUUUUCUGAGGAAAAGUCUUAGUCCUAAUUAAUUUGAGUUUUAAUAGCUCCAGCCUAAGUGUUUGAAGUCCACGAACAACGUUGAACGAUGAAACGCCCUACACUAUCAAACAAAAAACAAAUAUGAUACAGUAAAUAAAUGAGACGUUCCACAUACAAAGUGUAUCGUCCUUUAGCUUUCACUGUUUCUUUAUUUUGACGAUAUCUCAAAUCAAUACAGACCAAACUGUGUGUUUUGGGUUGUUUUCCGUCACCUUUUCAUCCUGAUAUGGUCAGUGGGUCUCGUGAACCCUUUAGUGGUGGUGCGGUGGCAAAAAGUUUGUGUCACCACCGCAGGGGAUUGUAGCGACGGCAUACCACCCACCCGAAAGAAGACAUUCCCUUAUGGCUGUGACCACCGCAAAGUCAGACGAGUGAAACGGGCAGAUACGUGAGCCUUGCUAGACCGCAAAUACGUCAGUCAAUCAGCUCAACAUAGAACUAGUUAUAGAGAAGACAUCUUAUCCCAUUACUGAUUAAAUGAUUUUUCUCUUCACCUCCUAGGCAGAAGAUGUUGCUAAAUAUAAAACACAUAUUUUUAUUAACCUGCACAUUCUACACAAUGAUUGGACCUGGUAAGUUUUUAUGCAUUUUCUUGAAAUGCCCUGUAUGUACUAAUGAUCUUAAAAGUGUUGAAUUUUACUCUGCAUGUUUCAGAGUUUCUUUUGGAUGUGUGAAUGUAAAAUUGGUUUAUGCAUGUGAGCUUGAUGUUUGUUUGUAAAAGACUGGGUGACAGAGUGAGAAAAAUGUCUAAGCUAAAAUGUGUGUGCGUAUAUAUGUUUGUCAUUGUGUCAGUUUCUUGCUGUUUUACGUAGAGAAAAAGUUCACCCAAAAAUGAAAAUGUUCAAACCCAUUUUACUUUCUAACUUACAUGAAACACACAAGUAGAUGUUAGGCAGAAUGUUAUGGACUGAUAACCUCAGUCUCCAUGCACUUUAAUUGUUAUAUUAAAAUAAAUAAAUAAAUAAAUGUGUCAACACGCUUCAUAAUUUCUCCUCAUGGGUUCCACAGAAGAAAGAAAAUAAUAUGGUUUUGAAAUGACAUGAGAAUGAGUAAAUGCUGACAGAAUUUUCAUUUUUGGGUAAAUUAUCCCUUUAAUGGUCAAUUCAAUUUCAAUUCAUGCAAUUCAGGAGAUGCACUUAAUUCAUUCAAUCAAAUCUAAAAAAAAAAAAAAAAAAAAAAAAAAAAAAAAAAAAAAUGUGUUGGUUAUCUUAACUGUAAACAUUUUUUUUUUUUUACAUUUUAUGUUCUGAACUGGUCAAACUGUGCUGGGGCUUGAUCUUGCAUUCCCACAAACUAUUGUCUCCCAGCUGUCUCUAAUGGUUUACUUCCAGGCACCAAUACCUUUUAAUUAGGGUGCUCUUGUUGUCUUGUGCAAACAGAUGGCUUGACUUCAUCACUCUGCAGGCCAUUUACACACACGGAGGUGUGCUAUCCUUAGGGAUAAUCCCACCUGUCCAAAGCAUUUCUCACAUCAUUUGUCAGAGUAUAUGAUGAUUCCACUAGUUUGACAGUUACAAUCCUUUUCAGGUCUCCCAUUUAGUGUUAAAUGUUCUUCUAUAGGCAAAUUGUGCCUCACCAGUAGACUUCAAAUAAAAAAUAAAUAAAUAAAUAAACAAACAUGCAAUUCAAUAAUUCUUAGCACAAUUAUGAUAAACACAAUGAGGCAAGAUUUAAUGUGCUUUGCAACUGUGUGUAUGUCUUAAUCCUUUCAUCCUCACAGUCUCUAACACAGAAUUGGUGAUGCGUCCUGUCAGCGGCUUACUGUCUGGGAAGGUGACCCUUCCAUGUCACUUCUCCAUCAUCCCCACUGUUGCACCAUUCAACAACACAGCCCCAGGGAAAGAUUACUUGCGCAUCAAAUGGACCAAAAUUGAGAGGGAAGUGGAGUCGACUGUUCUUGUUGCCCAAAACGGCGUCAUUAAGAUUGGUUCGGGUUACAGAAGUCGCGUAUCUGUACCUAGUCACCCGGAAGACAUUGGAGACGCUUCUCUGACAGUGGCGAAGCUAAGGGCGAGCGAUGCUGGAAUUUACCGUUGUGAAGUCAUGUAUGGGAUUGAGGACACACAAGACACAGUCAAUUUGGAUGUUGAUGGCGUGGUGUUUCACUACAGGUCCAGGGUCAGCAGAUACACCCUAAAUUAUGCUAAAGCUGUGCAAACCUGCAUUAAUGUUGGCGCCACAAUUGCUACAGCAGAACAGCUGAGAGCAGCUUAUGAGGAUGGUUUUGACCAGUGUGAUGCUGGCUGGGUAGCAGAUCAAACAGUGAGAUAUCCAAUCACUAGACCAAGGCCUGGUUGCUUUGGAAAUUUACCUGGAAAGCCUGGUGUCAGGUCAUAUGGCAAACGCAAUCCCACAGAGACUUUCGAUGUAUACUGCUAUGUGGACAAGCUUGAGGGUAAUGUUUAUUAUGCCUCUACAAUGCGUAAGAUGACCUUUGAUGAGGCCAAGGCUGAGUGUGAAAGUAGAAAUGCAGUGCUGGCCUCACCCGGUCAACUCCAUGCUGCCUGGAGACGCGGCCUGGACCGAUGCGAUUAUGGAUGGCUAUCUGAUGGUAGUGCCCGUCACCCUGUCUCAAUACCUAGAAUUCAGUGUGGUAGUGGUCUGCUGGGUGUCCGCACCAUGUACCGCUACCGAAACCAGACAGGCUUCCCGGAUCUCAAUAUGAAGCUAGGAGCGUACUGUUUCAAAGGUGUUCACACCUGUUCUGACAAUGUUUGCUUGAAUGGAGGUUCUUGUGUAAAUGUGAGUGGUGCUCAGAUCUGCAGCUGUCCACCUGGAUACAGUGGUGAACACUGUGAAAUAGACAUUGAUGAAUGUCACACAAACCAAUGUCAUAAUGGAGGAACAUGUAUUGAUGGCCUGAACUCCUUCACCUGUCUGUGUCUACCAAGUUAUGCAGGAAAACUGUGUGAGCAAGACACUGAAACAUGCAACUAUGGCUGGCACAAGUUCCAGGGCCACUGCUACAAAUACUUUCCUCAUCGCCGUAACUGGGACACAGCCGAACAUGAGUGUCGUCUACAGGGUGCACACCUUGCUAGUAUCCUGUCCCAUGAUGAGCAGCAAUACAUCAACCGCCUCAGCCAAGACUAUCAGUGGAUUGGUCUGAAUGAUAAAAUGUUUGAGAAUGAUUUCCGGUGGACGGAUGGUAGUGUUGUGCAAUACGAGAACUGGAGACCGAGCCAGCCGGACAGUUUCUUCUCCUCUGGGGAGGACUGUGUGGUAAUGAUCUGGCAUGAGGACGGUCAGUGGAAUGAUGUACCCUGCAACUACUACCUUACCUUCACCUGCAAGAAAGGCACAGUGUCCUGCAGUCAGCCUCCUCUUGUCCAUAAUGCGCGCACAUUUGGGCUGCGUCCACGCUAUGAGAUCAACUCCCUGAUCAGGUACCAGUGCGUAGACGGCUUCAUCCAAAGACAUGUUCCGACCAUUCGCUGCAGAGGAGAUGGCUCAUGGGAUUUACCCAGGAUUUCCUGCAUGAGUCCCUCUGACUUCCAGAGAACAUAUACAAAAAGAUAUCAGACAUAUGGAGUUUUUCACAGCCAUCGAAGGAGGUCUGAAGAAAAGUAUGUUGACAUACCCAGACGACACCAUCGCCAUGGUGUAAAAGUCAAUUGGACACAGCAUCAGUAACACAGCCCUAAUGCAAGGGCACUCCUAACGUGUUUUGAUUGCAUGUGGUGGUCCUGCCUGAUGGCUGAAAGAUUAUCAAGAGGACAAGAAACAAAUGUCAACAUUGAGUGGAAUAUCACUGGAACCAUAGUGUGCCUUUUUUCAGUAUUUUUAGGGAUUUUUUUAAAGAGAUGGUUUUGCCAGAACUACAUACAGGACACAUUCACUUGGCCUCUGAAAAAGCAAAAAGACUAUCUGACAUACCCUCCACCAUACCCUUUCUGCUUACUUGGGAAUACAUAGUGCCUUCAUAAACUGUUACCCAAUAUCCAUAUACAAAUGCAAAUGAGCUUUAAUAGUGCAAUUAGUACCGAAAUAUUGUAAACUUUGCUCUUUGAAUCUGAUUCAUGGCCUUCUACAUUUCUGAUACACACUUUGCCAUAUGAUUCUUUUCACAGCAGGUCCACACAAAUGUUCUGCUGCUUACUAAACAAAAGAGAAAUCAUAUAUAUGAAUCUGAAAGAAUAUAUUUAGAGAGAGGGAGGAAGAGAGGGAGCAAUGGCUCAUGUGGAGUCGGCACAGUUUUUUUUUUUUUUUUUUUGUGCUGGAAAAAUGCCAAUAAUAAUAAUACUGUAUCCAAUGCAGUGGAUUGUUUUAAUAUCGUAAAGUUAACACAAAAUAUCUCAAUAUACCUUGACUUAAAAGAACAUUUAGAUGGGUCACAAAUGAAAAGCCAUGUUGAUUUUAGAUUAUUUAUAUGUCUCUGUUCUAUGUCUCUUUCAAGUGUUUACAAUGAGUAUCCUGUUUCACUUACUUUUUUCCCACAAUUAUAUAUAUAUAUAUAUAUAUAUAUAUAUAUAUAUAUAUAUAUAUAUAUAUAUACUGUAUAUAUAAAAACUUAAGUAUUACAAACCACUUCAGCCUUGAUGUUUUUCUUGGAAAAUUUAAAACUACUUUAAAGAGAAUAUACUUGAGAAUGUACUUUAAAGAGAAUGCCUUUUUACCAAGAUGCCUUUAGCCUAUAAUUUAUUCCUUGAGCUGUUCUUUGUCUUCUUGUUGUUAUACUAAAAAACAACAUGCAGAAAAUGAACUGCACAUUGUCAGAAUUCAAUAUAUUACUACAGAGGGCAGUUUAUGUCAAUAGCUGUUGUUGAUGUGACUAAUAUAAGAAAUACGGAACUAACAGAUUUGAGAUGUGGAUUUCAUUAUGACAUUUGGGGCACACUGAUGGACCAAAAGAAGAGGAUUCAAAUUAACAGCUUUAACUCGCAGCAAUUUGUUGUUUCGUGACUUAAUAAUGACGCUCAUCCAUUUGUUUAGUCCCAAGCAUUUGUUCUUUAAAAUGUUUUUGAUUGUGUGUUGUCUUGUGUCAGUUGCUUUUUGAAAGUGCACAUAUCUUUUUAUAUUUAAAGUAUAACUUGUUUAUUGUAAAAUAUGAUUGUCUAGAAUGUUUGUUAAAAAAGAAAAACAUGUAAGGAAUGUGCUCUAUGCUUUUGAUGUGUCACCAUAGAUGCAAAUAAAGUUUAUUAUAUUGUA
This is a messenger RNA of Myxocyprinus asiaticus (Chinese sucker), 6235 nucleotides long. Its product is annotated as versican core protein-like. The transcript is spliced from 11 exons. NCBI's taxonomy places the organism in Eukaryota, Metazoa, Chordata, Actinopteri, Cypriniformes, Catostomidae. The record is from RefSeq and is a predicted model, not a curated record. Gene Ontology annotation, biological process: cell adhesion. Gene Ontology annotation, molecular function: calcium ion binding; hyaluronic acid binding. Bases 2828 to 4720 code for a protein of 630 amino acids.